Entamoeba histolytica HM-1:IMSS is the source of this 774-nucleotide messenger RNA. RefSeq lists its product as uncharacterized. The coding region runs from base 1 to 774 and encodes 257 amino acids. Lineage: Eukaryota; Evosea; Mastigamoebida; Endamoebidae. The transcript has a single exon. The record is from RefSeq and is a predicted model, not a curated record. Gene Ontology annotation, molecular function: protein binding.
AUGGAAAGAGAAUCUGAUGACUAUUAUAAAACAUCACUUCUAACUGAAGAUGGAAUAUUAUUUAUCAGUAGAACAAAUGAUAUUUAUGUGUAUCAAAUUAACUCUGAACAACCAUCUUCUUCAAAAUUUAUUAAAAAGCUAGAAAAAGAAGGAAGUUCACCCCAUAUAGAUGAUGUAGAUCUUAUUGAAAUGACUAAUACUAAUAAGUUAAUUACUGUGUCUUGUGAUGGAAUUGUUGCAGUUUGGGAAUCUUCUCAUUUUAACUUACUUCAAGUUAUGGGAUUACAAGUUCAAUCUACUGAACAAAAAAAACCUUUAUUUAAUAUUAAUUCUUUAUUAUCAUUCCCAAGGGAUAAUACAGUGACAUACUAUUUUGCUUAUGGUGGAUGGAUUGUUCAAAUGGAAGAAAAGAAUGAUCAAAUCAUUGAUGUAUCACCUAAAAGAAUAGAUGAUGCAUUUGCUUUACCUUAUGGAAGAUAUAAUGUUGAAGUUACACAACUAAUCAAUGUUGUUGGAUCUACUAUUCUCGCUAUUACAGCAGAAAGUGGCACAAUUUAUGUUCUUGAAAACGUUAAAGAAAAAAAACGUGACGUUCUUAAAUUCGUAGAAAGUAGAAAAUUAAACAGUAAAAUCACUGCUGUUCAUAUGCUUGAUGAUGAAGAUGGAUCAUUUAUUAUAACAACUAAUGAUGGGACUGUAUUAAUGUUGAAAGAUUCAAUGAAGGAAAUGAAAAGAAGACAAGCAUUAUUUAUGAAUGAAAUGCAAGGGUUCUAA